Molecule: messenger RNA, 985 nt
Organism: Cuscuta campestris
Lineage: Eukaryota; Viridiplantae; Streptophyta; Magnoliopsida; Solanales; Convolvulaceae
Source: the annotation of a GenBank genome assembly
AGAGUUAUGACUCCCUACUCAAAAGAGUGACCUUCAUAUGAUUGGGUCUUUUUCGUAGUUCACUUUUUUUGGGUUCAUAUUCAUACACUAAAAAAACAAAACGCAAAAGCGUUCAACGAUUUCAUCGGCGCUAACUGCAGGGCGCUCCUCCCUCACAGCGUUCAACGAUUUCAUCGGCGCUCUACUCACCAAAAUUCUACAGGGAGAAUAUAUAUGUUGUGGCGCCUAUUUGCACUCGAUUCAAGCCGCAGUGUACACACAAAAAUUGCUUUUCAUCCGUUCAGAGCUCGUAGGGAGGAAUCUGAAAAUUUGGUGCGUUCUUCUUCUCUCUCAUCCUCCCGACUCUUCCGCGCGGCUAAACGCAGAAAGCUCCCACCCUCCAGCGUUCUUCUCCUUAAUUUAGCGUUUGAGAUCAAUUUUCCUCUUUUACCCAUGAAAAUUUUAGAGGGAAAUUUUACCGCGUAAUCUUAUAUGCUUCCCGAAUAAAGCCACGAUUUGGGGAUCACAAAAAUAGGGUUCUUGAGCAGCUCGAUGGAGGCCUCAGAUUCUUUGCAAAUGACUUUGCAUAACUACAUUCGUCGACAUGCUGGUAGCAAAGAUUAUGAUUUUUCAGAGUUUGAAGACAAAGAUGAUGAGUUCGAGGAAGAUUCAGAUGAUGAAGAAAGUUGUAGUAGUCAUCGAAGAGGAAGUAAUGAAUCCGCAAUGAAUUCACUCAAAGAUAAAAUAGCAGACAAUUUACUGAGAUAUAGAGUUAAUCUCUAAAUCUUUUUUAAGCAAAUUCAAUAACUAAUUAUUUCAAAAAUUAAAUAUGUUUAGUUUUUCUUACAUAAUGUUCAAUUCUUAUGGUCUUCUAAAGCAUGUAUUGUUUCGGUGUGCAAUAGUUCAUUGAAGUUACUUUUAGUUCAAUUUAUUUCAUACUUGCACUUAACUGUUUUUAAAAAAUAACUACAAUAACAACACUAUUUGACCCGAACUAGGUUGUAUG